AUGUCUGCCGACGCCGUCACUGAGCAGCUGGCCACCGCCACCAUCAACGAUGCCCCCACCAAUGGCACUCCCGCUGCCACCCAGGCCGCGGACGCUGCAGCUGCCAGUGCUGACGAGGGCCGCCGUUUGUACAUUGGAAACCUCGCGUAUGCCACCACUGAGGAGGAACUCAAGGAGUUUUUCAAGUCUUACACCAUCGAGAGUACCUCGAUCCCGGUGAACCCCCGCACCAACCGGCCCGUUGGAUACGCUUUUGUGGAUUUGGCCACCGCUGCCGAAGCUACAACUGCCAUCUCCGAGCUCUCUGGCAAGGAGAUUCUCUCGCGUAAAGUUUCGGUCCAGCUGGCACGCAAGCCAGAGCCUGCGGAAGCCAAAGAAGGUGCUGCAAGCGGUGGUGAGGGUGCCAGCGGCAACGAGGGGCGUAAGCGCGCCGGUGGCCGAGGCCGCGGACGUGGUCGCGCUCGCGGUCGUGGUGGCCGUGCUGCUCGUGGCCGCAAUGGUCAGGAUGGCCAAGAAAUCCCCGAGGCCAAGGCCGACACUGAGGCCAAGGAGGAACCCGCUACCAAUGAGAACGAGCCUGUGAGCACCGAGGCUACCAAGCAGGCUAAGCCCCGCGCUGCUGCUCGUGCCCAGAAGCAGCGCGGUCCUCCGGAGGAUGGUAUUCCUUCGAAGACCAAGGUCAUGGUUGCCAACCUCCCCUACGACCUGACUGAGGACAAGCUCAAAGAAAUCUUCGCUGAAUACACCCCCGUUUCCGCCAAGGUCGCUCUCCGUCCUAUCCCCCGUUUCAUGAUCAAGAAGCUUCAGGCUCGCAACGAGCGCCGCAAGACCCGCGGUUUCGGUUUCGUCAGCCUUCCUUCCGAGGAGCUUCAGGCCAAGGCCGUUGCCGAGAUGAACGGAAAAGAAAUCGACGGACGCACCAUUGCCGUCAAGGUUGCCAUUGACAGCCCUGGCAAGGAGGACGACGUCAACGAGGCCGCCGACAACUACGAGGCCACCGAGACCUCCGCAGCUAAGGAGAAGACUGAGGAGGCCGCGCCCACUGAAGCUGCGCCCGCUGAAGCUUAA
This is a messenger RNA of Penicillium chermesinum, 1068 nucleotides long. RefSeq names its product RNA recognition motif domain-containing protein. The transcript has 4 exons. The record is from RefSeq and is a predicted model, not a curated record. Lineage: Eukaryota; Fungi; Ascomycota; Eurotiomycetes; Eurotiales; Aspergillaceae. The coding region runs from base 1 to 1068 and encodes 355 amino acids. Gene Ontology annotation, molecular function: RNA binding.